This is a messenger RNA of Thamnophis sirtalis, 3666 nucleotides long. It is a transcript of the gene PCARE, whose product is annotated as photoreceptor cilium actin regulator. Lineage: Eukaryota; Metazoa; Chordata; Lepidosauria; Squamata; Natricidae. Gene Ontology annotation, biological process: photoreceptor cell outer segment organization; protein localization to photoreceptor outer segment. Gene Ontology annotation, cellular component: photoreceptor inner segment; photoreceptor outer segment. The record is from RefSeq and is a predicted model, not a curated record.
AUGGGUUGUACUCCUUCACGUAGUGAUAUUGUUAAGAAUCCUGAAACAAAGUUGAUGGAUAAAAGAAUUGCGUUAGUUGACCAAGGAGGUGAAGGUUUUUCAUUUCCUUUGCUGAUCAAAGGCUUCUCUUCUUGUGAUACUGAAGGAAUAAGACAGGAGGAGGCUCAAGUUAAAGAUCACUUCUUCAAAAAUUUAUCAAAUGAAGAGAAGGAUGUUAAUUUCUAUUCCUCAUCUGAGGAUCCUUUGCUAUCUGAGCUGGACCAGGAAGAGAAAGAAAUUGAAAAGAUAGUCUCAGAGACUGAGAUAGCCAUUUCUGAAUCGAUGAAGUUAAACAAAGGCAAACAUAUGGCAGAAGCAAUUAUGAUUAAAAAGCAAAAAAGUUCUGAGUCAGAAAAGGUUGAUGCUACAAUGGGAGAUAAAAGUGAAAGCAACAAAAAUCAAAAACACAAAAAUGGGAAGAAGCAAAGGAGCAGGCAGGGAAAACCAGGGCGUCCUUGCAAAAGUAAAGAGAAAUCCAGCCCUUCUGUAUGUCAGCCUGAGAAAAAGGUAGAUUUCCCAGACGCUCUUGUUAAGGCCCAUCAAAACGCAUAUGCAUAUCUCAAUCCUAAUAUUGGCAAAUAUGAGGCUAUCUUAUGCAUGACAGAUCAGGUUACCGAAACACAAUUAAUUGUGCAACAGUUAGUGAACUUUUUGCUUUUUCGGUUUGACGGAAUCAACCACCUUUUCGAAGAAAUUAUUGAAGAUGGAGAAGACCUCCUCAAAGAAGUGGGAGGAAACCUAGCUUGGUCAUCUGGCAAAGAAAAUCCAAAAGAGCAGCCAGAUCUUUUGCAACAAUUACUACAAUACACUGUCAACAAAAUGCAGUUGUUAAAUGGAACUGUGGCCUCUUUAGCCUCUGAUGUCCUGCUGGAGUCUUGCAGCUUUUUGCAGUCUGCAAGUACCAGCUUAGAAGAAAAAAUAAAAGCAAAGCAACGUCUUGAUGAACACUUGGUCAGGAUAAUAAAGAAUCUUGAAGAAUCUGCAGUUGGAUCUUCCAAUCAUUACGUUGAUGAUAUGACUCUUUAUUCUGAAGACAGUGGAAUAGGCAUUGACAGUGAAUCAGUGAAAGAUUUGAAUAUUAUUGAUAGGCAUGGAAUGGAAACAAAUUGUGAGACCAUUCACAGAACUCCAUGCAACUCCAGGAAUGGCAUAAGCAUGUCCCAAGACUGUGUGCUGGAAAAACAGUUAAAAAAUAUAUCUUACUCAUCUCCACAGAUAAGGAGUUCAAUAUCAUCAUCUGAGGUAGUAUCAAAACGUAGAUCCACUUUUCUGCAACAUCAAAAUAUCUUGAAAACCUUUAACUCUGAUAAAACCCAUGAAAGUAAUAGCUUCAAACAGAGUGAGUUCAGUAGCAUUUCCUCCACAAAUGAAGACAAUAGUGCCAACAGUUUAUCUGAGGAAGAAUGUGACUCUGUAAGUCUGUCUGAAAAAGAAAAAAAUGCUGUAUCUAAAAGAUCUAUAUCAUUUCCUGCAGCACAAGAGAAUAGACAGAAGGCUUCCACCAAACAAAUAGAUAGCACAGAUAAUGAGAUAAUUCUCAAAAUGAAAGAUGCCAUUAGUGAAAAGAUAACAUUUGUUCCAGCUAAAUGUCGGCAAAGGGCAUGGAUAGAAGAUGAAAAUGGAAAAGAAUUUCGGAGACCUAGUACAGCCUCUGGGGGCCAGAAGACCCAGAUUAAGCAGAAACGGACUAGGUCUGAGGUGUCUCUCAAAAGUCAUGCUGAGGAUCCCACUCUUUUGGAACUUCAAAGAACUCAGAAAGAUCUUGACAGAAGAUUAGAAUUAUUUUAUCAAUUAAAUGGAAAAGAGGAAAUCAGUGAUACAUUGAACCCAAAAGAAUUGUUUCAAUAUUUUGAGCCUGUUGCUCACAGAACUUCCACUAAUAAACUGAAAGCAUCUCUUGCUAAAAACUUCAAUAUAUUGCCUGAUUCUUCAUGUAGAAACAAUGAAAAUGUAAAAUGUAAAAAACCGACCACAAGUGGCAUGUCUUCAGAAGAUCUGAUAUCUAGAAAAGAAAAUUAUUCUGGGACCUCCAAACCAAAUACUCCACCAUGUAAAUCUGUGAAAAAAUUAAUUGAAACAUUUAGCCCAUCUGAAAGUCUGGUGAAACCCUCAAACUUAAGAACAUUGGGCCCAAUAAAAUGUGUCAGAAAGUUUGGACUUCAAAGCAUUUCUCCCAACCUUCCACUUCCCAAAGGAUUUGUGCCCAUAAAUCACAAACCUAAAGUUUCACCAUUAGAAGAUACCAGUUGCAAAAACAUCAGAACUAGACAUUGUACUCUUAGUGACAAUAGUUCAAUGGAAUUUGCAAAUAGCCUUGAUAUAAAUGAGGAUUCUGAUGAGAUUGAUAUAGAAAACCUACCUCCACCACCACCGGAAAUGUUAAUGGAAAUGUUACUUGAAUCAACCGAAUGUUCAGGAGAUAUAAAGAUGGAAGACAACUAUUUGGAAGAGGUUGAUAAGACUACCAGAACAAAUGAACAGUGCACCACCAAGAAAAUUACUCAGAUUUCUCCACGGAUGAAACUUUCCAUCUGUUCACUUGAUCUGUUACCAAAUAAGAAUUUUAGCAAUUCCCCAGCUGUCAACAAAACACCAAAUAACGAGGUAGAUACCAUACCAAAUAAAUAUGUCUUGGAGUUGAGUGGACCUUAUAUGUCUGAUUGCCGCAAAAGAGAUGAUGAAAUCGAAAAAGUUGCAGAUCUAUAUAAACAGUCUUGUAAAAUAAUACCUCUUCCAAAUCCUAAAGAAGCAUCAGAAUCGAAUGGGAGCAAUCAAGGAAAUAUAAGUAACAGUGAAGCUCCUUUACCAGAAAAGCAAAGUUCUCCUGAUUUAUUAAAGAAAAAUGAGAAAACGUCUGGUUUUAUCAGCCGAGUAUCACCAGUAAGAAUACCACCUUCCUCACCUCCUAAUCAGAAGAGGUUUCCAAGUCCACCACUGUAUCACAGAGCUAGUCAUCAAGUUCCUUCUCCAAUUCUACAUCAGCAACCUAGUCCCUCAACUCACUCCAGGUCAGCAAGUCCCACCGUACAGAGGAAAGUGAUUUCCCCACCACCCCAGCAAAAUCUCUCUAAUCCUCCAGUAAUACGCAAACAACAAAGUUCCCAGAAUCAAAAGGUGUCCAGCCUACCAUCCCAUGAGCAAGAACCUCCUUUUGGAACUACUCCGUCUAUUUCCCCAUCUCUGUUUCAUGGAUGUUUACAAAACUAUAUGAACUCUAAGGACGAGCCACAUUCUGCCUCCCCAAAGAUUGUUAGCAAUGCUCAGUCAAUAUUUUGCCCAGCUACUUCUUCUUUAUUUGAAGCCAAGCCAGUAGUGUCAUCAAACAUCAACCCAAUGGGAGGGGCAAUGGCCCAGCCUGAAGGCUCAACAUCUGCAAGGAGAAAUAGCAUGCACCUCAGGCAACUUGUGGGUCAACAGAGGAUGAUCAAUAGUGCUGCUAGUCCUCAGCCUUGCCUCAGGAUGAGCUUCUCUGACCACAGGCCUGAAUUCCAGCUUCCACUGCCAGUUUUUGUUACAGCAGAGAAUGACCCUGUGCUUAAUCAAGCAAGGCCAAUAGAGAAAGUUUUCUCUAUUGGCCUAGUAGAGCGUACAGUAUUUCCUCUUGGUGAUGUUACUGUUUUACAAUGA